Molecule: messenger RNA, 1161 nt
Organism: Lodderomyces oxycetoniae
Lineage: Eukaryota; Fungi; Ascomycota; Pichiomycetes; Serinales; Debaryomycetaceae
Exons: 2
Coding region: 1-1161 (386 amino acids)
Biological process (GO): biosynthetic process; mitochondrial respiratory chain complex I assembly
Cellular component (GO): mitochondrion
Source: RefSeq, a predicted model, not a curated record
AUGAUGUCACUAUGUAAACGGCGGAUGAGUGAGCGGUUUUAUUCACAAAAUGGCAAGUACGAGGGACUUAUUCAUCGCUCAGUAGAGAAUGUCAAUCAAUUGCUUGAAAAAAGUGAUCGUUCAUCGUAUAUUUUAGCACAGUAUGUCCCCGAGCCAGCAAGAAACACGUUCCUAGCAAUACGGGCAUUCAAUUUGGAAGUCAACAAGAUCCACGAUGGUGGGAAAAAUGUCAAUUCCCGAGCCUUUCAAGCAUCAAAUCAAAUGGCUCAAACUUUGCAAGUAUCAACUGCUGAUUUGAAGUUCAAGUUUUGGAGUGAUUUGGUAUUGCGUGUAUUUACUGGAGAUGCUAAUACCAGCUCGCAGGAAUUGGGUGAACCAAUAGCCAUGUUGUUGAGAGAUGGUCUACGAAACGGUUUGAAUUUGGAUAUCUCUUAUUUCCAGCAGUUUUUGCAAACAAGGAGGCAUUUUAUCAAGAACAAUGCCAUCUUCAAUACCACUAAUGAUAUAUGCAGUUAUGGGGAAGGAACAUAUUCGCAACUUAACUACUUAACUCAGGGAUUAUUGCUAUCUCCGUCCAUUUCACCUUCGUCAAUAAAAUUGUUGGAGCUUUCAAAUGAUUUACAAACUCUUGUCACAGAUAUUUCAGCACAUAUCGGACAAGCCACAGCUAUAGCAUCAAUGAUCAAUGGAUUGCGUUUCUAUGCGUCAUCAAGAAACCAAGUGACUUUGCCCGUUGAUUUAAUGACCAAGAAUAACCUUUCUCAAGAAUCCGUUUUGAGAUUGUUCCAGGGCCACAUAACCGAUACUAGUGACGACGAGUUUGAAAUUAGAGAUUGCUUAAAACAAGUUGUUUACGAAACAUCAAUAGUUGCAAAUGAUCAUAUGUUAACAGCACGGAAGAAACUAGCCGAUUUUAAAGUUCAAGUUAGAGAUGUUAUCAAUCUGCAUCGUAAAGAUGAACUAUUGCUGAAAUAUUCCAAAAAUUGGAGAGGUAACGUUCCCGAUACUAUAUUUACUCCUAUGAUGAUUGGAAUUCCUACAAGUUUAUACUUGCGUAAAUUGGAAAAAUACGACUUUGAUAUAUUGAAUCCAAGAUUACAACAGAGAGAAUGGAGAUUGGCUUGGACUUCAUUUAGGGACUAUUAUAAAAGAACCAUAUAG